AUGGAUGAGUCUGCUUACGGGGAGGCAGCAAGAGCAGGCAGCGGGGUGGAAGGGGUUAGCGGCACCAACGGCUACGUCCAGGACGCAAUCUCGGCGUAGCGGCACAAGAAGGAUCGAACGACUAAAGUCGGCAGGAAGGAGCUUAGGAAGCGACUUGGAGGUACGUCUCUGGUGGAGAGCCCAACCAGGAAGACUCCUGGACCCAUGAGCGCAAGGCGCAAGGUGGAGCAUGAACAUGCCCUGCUACGACCAGGGCGAGAUUCCAGGAGAAGGGUCACAGAGACCCACCAGCUGGCUGAGGCCAACGAAAAGAAGAAUGAGCGGCUGCGGGCGGCUUUUGGCAUCAGUGAGAAUUACGUUGACGGGAGUUCGUUCGACCCCAACCGCAGGGCUAAGGAGGCGGCGGCUGCGGCAGCCAAGCAGCAGGAGCAGCAGAAGCAGUACAGCCUGGUCCGUGAGUCCAGCAGCUCCCGCUCUCCAUCCCCCAAGCAGAAAAAAAAGAAAAAGAAGAAAGACAGAGGCAGGUCAGAGAGCAGAUCCCCUUCUCGAAGGGAGAGGAAAAAGAGCUCUAAGAAGAAGAAACACAGGUCUGAGUCAGACUCGAAGAAGAGGAAACACAGGUCUCCCAGUCCGAAGAGCAAACACAAAGCCAAGGAGAAGAAGAGGAAGAGAUCCACCAGCGAGUCAGCGUCCCAGAGGGGCCGAAGAGGUCGCUCGUCCUCUCCAGACUCUUCCUCCUCCUCGGACAGCUCACGGAGCAGGUCCCGGAGUGUCACCACUCAGAAGCGGGCCUCCCUGCCCAGCGUGACCCCCCCAGCACCGCCGCGGAGGAGAGCCGACCCCGAGGGCGCCUCAAAGGAUGCCCCCAAGAGAGAUCGCUCAGCAUCCCCCGAGGUCAGCCGGCGCGCGCAGAGCAGCAGCCCCCGGGAGAGUCGAGAUAAGCGAGAGAAGCGGUCAUCUCGGCACUCCCCCCACCAGCGUUCCUCCUCCCCGUCGCCCGUCUCCGAGGGGAAGCUAAAGGACAAGGAUCGCCCCUGGCAGCCAGAGCGCAAAUCCACCCCUGCCCUGUCCUCGGAGCGUGAGCCCCGCUCUCAACGUCGCUCCCCGUCCCCCGAGCCAGCCCGAGAGAGGGCCUCGUCUGGCCACAAGCGCCCACCCUCCAAGGAGACCAAGUCCCCCCGAUCCUCCUCCCCACCCCCCAAAAAGCCAGUGGCUGAUCGCCCCAAGAGCCCAUCCCUAGCGGCUGCCCCAUCGGCACCGGCCACCACCCGGAAGGCCCGGCCGUCUCGCUCGGGCUCUGAGAGCGACGAAGACUCGUCCUCCUCUUCCCCCGAGCGGGAUAAGCCGGUCCCGAGCAGGCCGGAGAAAUCGAAGGGCUCCCAGCGCCGGGACCGCUCCAGUUCUUCUCCGGAGCCCUCCCAGCCUGCUAAGGCUGCCUCCAAGCCCUCAUCCCGGCGUGAGCGCUCCAGCACCCCGGUGAAGAGCACCAAAACCCGCUCCCUCUCCAAGAGAGAAGCCAGGUCCCGGUCCCGGACGCCCCCUUCCCGCAGGGAGCGCUCCCGCACCCCGCCCCGCCGGGGAGGUCGUUCCCGUACCCCACCCCGCCGGGGGGCCCGUUCCCGCACGCCACCGAGACGGGGCCGGUCCCGAUCCCGGAGCCCCCAGUGGAGAGGCAGGUCCCGGAGCCCCCAGAGGUGGGGACGGUCCCGUUCCCGCACUCCGCCCAGGUGGGGCAAAUCCCGUACGCCCCAGAGGAGGGGGAGAUCUCGCAGCCCUCAACGGCGAGGGUGGUCCCGCUCCAGGACACCCCAGAGGCCUGGCUGGUCUAGGAGCCGGAACACGGCAAGGCGGGGUCGGUCUAGAACCCCGCCCCGGCGAGGCAGGUCCCGGUCUAGAACCCCACCCCGGCGAGGCAGGUCCCGGUCUAGAACCCCACCCCGGCGAGGCAGGUCCCGGUCUAGAACCCCACCCCGGCGAGGCAGGUCAGGGUCCUCUCCCAGGCGGGAGAAAUCACUGAUUUCAGCCAGGAGGAGCCGCUCUGGGUCAUCAGCCGAGCGGAGGAAAAAAUCCAGGCUGCCCCUGCGAAGGAGCCUGUCUGACUCGUCGCCAGACGUGAAACAGAAAUCCAGGAAAGUGUCAAGACGCAGCCGCUCCGCAUCAUCCCCUCGGCUACAGAAGAAAUCCAGAUCAUCACUCCGGAGGAGCCGCUCUGGCUCAUCCCCUCGGCCAAAAAAGAAAUCCAGAUCAUCUCCUCGGAGGAGCCGGUCAGGGUCGUCUCCAGCGCUGAAGAAGAAAUCCAGAACGCCAUCCAGGAGGAGGAGGAGGAGAAGGUCUGGAUUGUCUCCGGCCCUCAAAAAGAAAUCCAGAUCACCGCCUAGAAGAAGCCGGUCUGGAUCGUCUCCAGAAGCGAAGAAAAAAUCCAGAUCGCCUCCAAGACGAAGGAGGUCUGGAUCUUCUCCACAAGCGAGAAAGAAAUCCAGAUCACCGCCAAGACGAAGCAGGUCUAGGUCCUCGCCAGUGCUGAAGAAGAAAUCUAGAUCGCCCCUGAGACGAAGCAGGUCUAGCUCCUCGCCAGUGUUGAAGAAGAAAUCUAGAUCGCCCCCGAGACGAAGCAGUUCUGGGUCCUCUUCAGUGGCAAAGAAGAAAUCCAGAUCACCACCUGUGAGAGUCCGAUCUGGGUCGUCUCCAGUAUUGAGAGAGAAAUCUAGAUCGCCCCUGAGACGAAGCAGAUCUGGAUCUUCUCCAGUGGUGCGAGAGAAAUCUAGAUCACCCCCGAGACAAAGCAGAUCUGGAUCAUCUCCAGUGGUGAGAGAGAAAUCUAGAUCACCCCUGAGACAGAGCAAAUCUGGAUCAUCUCCAGCUGUGAGAGAGAAAUCUAGAUCACCCCCGAGACGAAGCAGAUCUGGAUCUUCUCCAGUGGUGAGAGAGAAAUCUAGAUCACCCCUGAGACAGAGCAAAUCUGGAUCAUCUCCAGCUGUGAGAGAGAAAUCUAGAUCACCCCUGAGACAGAGCAAAUCUGGAUCAUCUCCAGCUGUGAGAGAGAAACCGAGAUCACCACUGAGACAAAGCAGAUCUGGAUCCUCUCCAGAACAGAGAGGGAAAUCCGUAUCACCUCCUGUGAGAGGCAGGUCUGGUUCCUCUCCUGGGUUGAAGAAGAAAUCUAGGUCUCCUCCAAGGCAAAGUGGGCUUGGAUCUUCGCCAGCCGUGGAAGGGAAAUCCAGAUCUCCUGCAGUGAGAAGCAGAUCUGGAUCCUCUCCAGAACUGAAAAAGCUGUCUAAGACCUCUCCAAGACACAGUGGUCCUGGGUCUUCUCCAGUGGUGGAAGAGAAAUCAAGUUUACCUCCAAGAUGCAGCCAGUCUGGAUCCUCUCCAGAACUGAUGAAGAAAUCCCGAUCGCCGCCUGCGAGAGGCAGGUCUGGAUCCUCUCCGGAACUAAAUGAUAAAUCUAGCUCCUCAAUCCCAAGACAAAGCCAAUCAGGAUCCCCUCCAGAACCAAAAAAGAAAUCCAGAUCACCUCCAAGAUGUGUUAAACCUGGUGCCUCUCCAGUGGUGAAAGAAAAAUCCAGAUCUCCCCAGCCAUGGCAAAGCCGAUCCGGAUCGUCUCCAGAAGCGAAAAAGAAAUCCCCAUCACCAUCCAUAAGAGGGGCCUCUGUAGAGCAAGCAAAAUCCAGAUCGCCUCCCUCACUGAGCGGAUCCGGAUCAUUGUUGACAUUGAAAGGGAAAUCCAGUUCGCCCCCAAGACACAACCGAUCCGGAUCCUCUCCAGGGUCAGGAAGCAAACUUGGAGCAGUUUCAAAACACAACAGGCCUGGGGUUUCUCCAGAAGCUACAGAGCUAGUGAGGAUUUUAGCAGGUCAGGUCAAACCAGCGUCUCCUGAGGCAAAAGACAAAUAUGGAACGUCCCCAAGAAGAAGCAGAUUGGGGUCAUCCCCUGGCAUCAGAGAGAAAUCGAGAACACCUCCGAGCAGCUCGGAGUCUUCUCCAGAACGGGCAGAAGUAUCCCGAUCGCCUCUGAGACGCAGCAGGUCUGGUUCACCCCCUAGGCCCCGAGAGAAGUCCCGGUCGCCCCCCAGACCCCGAGAGAAGUCUCGGUCGCCACUGAGGCGCAGCAGGUCUGGCUCAUCUCCCAGGCCCCGAGAGAAGUCCCGAUCGCCCCUGAGGCGCAGCAGGUCUGGCUCAUCUCCCAGGCCCCGAGAGAAGUCCCGAUCGCCCCCCAGGCCCCAAGAGAAGUCCCGAUCGCCCCUGAGGCGCAGCAGGUCUGGCUCAUCUCCCAGGCCUCGAGAGAAAUCCGAUCCCUCCAAGGCGUGGCAGUCCAGUUCAUCCCCGAGACCUCGAGAGAAGCUGGGGCGUCUCCAGAAGCAGCGUCAGGGCUCGGGUCCCAGAGGACCCAAAGCCGACGAGGCGUGGCCGUCCAGUCUCCCUCCAAAGGGGGAAGGUGGAGAUCUUCCCUGCGGCGAGGAAGAUCCGGGUCGUCGCCAGGAGAACCUGGUCCCGGUCCCAUCUCCAGACGAGGCAGAUCAGAAGCUCCCUGCGGAGAGACCGAUCCUUAUGUUCACUGGCAGGAGCCUCGCGAGAUCCACUCGCUGAUUCUCCCGCCGGGCAGGCGCUCGCCGUCCUCACCCGUACGCAGCGCAUUCCGGGACGCCGCCCGCGCCCGAGCCGAGCGGGUCCUCCCCGCACCGCGGCACCCGCCAGCCCCGCUCCCGCUCCCCACCGAAACUGGACGUCUCCCGCACCCCGGCCUCUUCCUACCAUGGCCGCUCGAAGGCGUCGCCGGCCAGGACCCGCUCAGGCUCCGGCUCGCCAAAACGAGCCGGGAGGAGGUCCCGCUCCCCACCGGUGCUGGAGAAAUACCCCAAAGUGGGAGCGGCCGACAAGGCAGCACCAGGCAGAGCUGAGAAGACGUCGCCCGUGGUGGCGGUGCCCAUCCGGCGCAGCCCGUCCCGCUCCCCGCCGGCUCCGGAUGAGUCCUCUCCCAAAGCCAGGAAAGCCCAUUCCCCUGGCCCCAAGAUCCACUCCCCGCGGCCGGAGGGGUCCCUGGGGGCGGUGAGGAACGGGGGUCCGGCGCCUGCCUGGACCCUGAACUCCUGCCCUGCUGCCCCUGGGGGCUCCCCGCCUGCCGGCCGCCUCCCCCAAGCCAAAGGGCCAGAGAAAGUCAGAUCUUCCUCCUCUUCCUCUUCCUCCUCCUCCUCCUCCGCCACGCAGAAGGUGCCCAGCCCCCUGCCCACCCCACUCCCGGUGCUGCCCCCCAAGGAGGAAGACAGGGAAGGGCCCAAGGUCAAGUCAGAGCCGCCAGCCCCGGAGGUGCCUGGGGAGCUGCCAGACAAAGCCAGGGGCGGAGCCGUCAAGGUGCUGGUGCCGCUGCCGGUGCCCCCCCGCACCCCGUCCAAAGAGAAGAGGAGCUCGUCCACCUCCUCAUCUUCGUCGUCCUCGUCCUCUUCCUCCUCCUCGUCCUCUUCCUCCGACUCCAGCUCCAGUUCCAGCUCCUCAGAGUCCAGCCACGACUCCCCGGCGAGCAAGGGACCCGACCUGGAGACGGCGAAGAAAGAGCCCCCGAGCCCGGCGCAGAAGGAACUGGCCCGUGAGGGGCGCCCCCUGGAGGUGGCCAAGCGGAAACGCCGUUCCCGAAGCUCCAGCAGCUCCAGCAGCAGCUCGUCGUCAUCAUCCUCCUCAUCUUCAUCCUCAUCUUCCUCCUCCUCCUCAUCGUCGUCCUCCUCAUCCUCUUCUUCCUCUUCCUCCUCCUCGUCCUCCUCCCCCAAGCCGGGGCCCCAGCCGCAGCCCAAGGCGGCCCCCAAGAAGCCCUCGCCUGAGCAGAGGCGCUCCCGGAGCCCCCGGAAGCCGAUCGACUCCCUGCGCGACUCACGCUCUCUCAGCUAUUCCCCGGCCGAGCGGCGCCGGCCUUCCCCUCCGGAGCCCCCCCUGGCCCAGCGGGACCGGCACAGGUAGGUGUCUGCCUGAGCCCCCCCCGGGACCAGCUCGUGGUGGGGUGGG
This is a messenger RNA of Chelonoidis abingdonii (Abingdon island giant tortoise), 5991 nucleotides long. Lineage: Eukaryota; Metazoa; Chordata; Testudines; Testudinidae. The record is from RefSeq and is a predicted model, not a curated record.